AUGCAAUCAAAUCAGCAGGCCAAUGCGUUAGCGAGUACCAUUCGAUGUCUGAAUGGUGGUGCUCAUAUUGGGCAGUGUCGUAUCGAUGAUGACGCCAUUUGUAUGGCCCUCGGUGGUAGCUGUAUCAAGAGAGCAUGCUGUACGACACCAUAUUUCGGACUCACCACAACUACAGUCCCGCCAGAAGUCGACGGAGAGGCAACGAGAAAAGAUACCGAGCUUCGCACAAUCGCACCAAUAGUGGAAGGAACUGUUGAGCGAAAG
This is a messenger RNA of Ostertagia ostertagi, 264 nucleotides long. The record is from the annotation of a GenBank genome assembly. Lineage: Eukaryota; Metazoa; Nematoda; Chromadorea; Rhabditida; Trichostrongylidae.